Molecule: messenger RNA, 1276 nt
Organism: Anastrepha ludens (Mexican fruit fly)
Lineage: Eukaryota; Metazoa; Arthropoda; Insecta; Diptera; Tephritidae
Gene: amos
Exons: 1
Coding region: 108-830 (240 amino acids)
Molecular function (GO): protein dimerization activity
Source: RefSeq, a predicted model, not a curated record
UUUCCUCAAUGCUGCAUAAAUAGCGGGCGCAGCUACGAGCGCCACACAGUUCUAAUUCGCUACUGAGGUAUGCAGUUUGGAGCAUUCCAAUUAAAUUAAAAACGAAAAUGUUGACCAGUGAAUAUUGCAACUCUGAUUUCUCGUAUUACCCUGCUACAUUGCACGAAUAUGAGGACCAAUCUGAACGAAGUGAAUAUAACCCAAUAAAGAUUAGUGAAAAUAUGGAAGAGUUUGCGGCUUUGUACGGCUUGGAAUUCAGCAGCAGUAGUCCCUCAUUGUCAUCGUCGUCAUCUAUAGAAAGUCAACCGGAUGUAGCGGAUUGCAAUUUCGAUGAGAAUUUUGCAAACACCUACGAUUUUGAUUACACAAUUGAAAGUACGCAACGUAUCACUGGCAUCAGCGAAAAUUCUAAAUUCCGUUCAAUUCCAAAAUUGCAAAAUUCACUGAAGUGCAAUCAACCGCUAAGCAGCAACGAUUCUUGCACACCAACAACGGCGGAAAAGUGGAAGAAUCGAAACGUACAGUGCAAGACGAUGCACAGAAUUGGUCUCCUGUCGCAUAAGCCACCAACUCAGCUCCAUUUCCAUAAAAUGUCUGCCAUGUCAGCGAAUACGCCCAGCUGUGCCACACAGGAGGUCCUGCGAAAGCGCCGACUUGCCGCUAAUGCACGCGAACGGCGCCGCAUGAAUAGUUUGAAUGACGCUUUUGAUAAGCUGCGCGAUGUAGUGCCAUCACUGGGCAAUGAUCGUCGCCUUUCGAAAUUUGAAACGCUGCAAAUGGCUCAAGCCUACAUUGGGGAUUUGGUUAAGCUGCUAACGCGUGAUUAUUAAAUUUUUAUUUUAAGAGAGUGGGAGAGAGAGAAACAUUUUUUAAAUAAUAUUGUAAAUGUGUACAUAAGUAUGUAAAUUAGAUUUUAGAUAUUUAUUUAUCUUACGAAUUAAAAAGCUUCGCAACGAGACUACGUGAUUGAAUAAGAGUUUUUUGAAAUUAAAUUUGUGUUUUUAAAUAACAUGAAUUUUUCAGUGAAAGCUAAGUUAAUAAACUUAUGAACAUGCAUUGAGUCAAAAAAAUUUUGUCACAUUGAAAGUUUUUUAAAUAUUCCCAUUUUUUCAUGCCAAUGUUUUUCUUUAAUUUUGUACAAAAAUAUAGUUAUACCACAAUCGCAUAUUAGGGGUUAGGAGUAGUCAGAGGCCCGAAAAAUGACGAUUUUCAAUAAUUUUUUUUGCUAGUCAAUUGCUUUAUUUUACAAAAAUAAAAACAUAGCAUUAACACAUCA